AUGGAUCUGCUGCUGGAGCCAUGGGCCGUGUUCCCGCUCUUGGCGGACAUCGAGCCCCAUCACACCCUGAAGGAUUCGGACAAGUUCCAGGCUUCGAUGCACCUGGGCCACUACAAACCUGACGAAGUGGUGGUCAAGGUAGCCGACAACGUGGUGACCGUGCGGGCCGAGCACGAGGAGAAGCACGAGGACGGUUACUCGCACAGCCGAACGGUGCGGCAGAUGACGCUGCCGCAGAACACCAAGGUGGACCAGCUCACCUCCCACCUGACCCCCAACGGCGACCUGCUGCUGGAGGCGCCCUACAUCAACAAGCCGGCGCUGCCUGCGACCAGGGACAUUCCGAUCGCCAUCGAGGGUGCCGGGGACGCCCCGAAGGUCGAGGGCAAAAAGUGA
Amphibalanus amphitrite is the source of this 396-nucleotide messenger RNA. Its product is annotated as heat shock protein beta-1-like. The transcript has a single exon. The record is from RefSeq and is a predicted model, not a curated record. NCBI's taxonomy places the organism in Eukaryota, Metazoa, Arthropoda, Thecostraca, Balanomorpha, Balanidae. The coding region runs from base 1 to 396 and encodes 131 amino acids.